Molecule: messenger RNA, 3625 nt
Organism: Juglans regia (Persian walnut)
Lineage: Eukaryota; Viridiplantae; Streptophyta; Magnoliopsida; Fagales; Juglandaceae
Product: peptide-N4-(N-acetyl-beta-glucosaminyl)asparagine amidase A
Exons: 9
Coding region: 97-1962 (621 amino acids)
Cellular component (GO): vacuole
Source: RefSeq, a predicted model, not a curated record
GGGAUGACACCCCAGGAAAAAGAAUAUAAAAAACCCACGUUUAUUUGCCCACGGAAAAUAUAAAAGAAAACCAAUAGUCCAUCACAACUACAACCAAUGGCUUUCUCCUGUCUUUCCCCUCUUCCUCUCUCCCUCUUUCUUCUCCUCCUUCUCCACCAACCUUUCUUCUCCACAGCCAAUCUCCACAAAACCAGUCUCCUCAGAGCAGAGUUUCUUUCCCACAGCACACCCAUCAAGGAUACCCCUCCGACUCGCUUCUUUGAAGUAACCAAGCCCAUCGAACUCCCCAAAUCCAAGCCUUGCUCUUACCUCGUCCUCCAACAUGAUUUUGGCUACACUUAUGGCAAACCCCCGGUUCUUGCAAACUAUACCCCUCCCUCACACUGCCCAUCUGAAAAAUUCUCCAAGAUUGUCUUUGAAUGGAAUGCAACAUGUAAAGGCCGGCAAUUCGACCGCAUCUUCGGCGUUUGGCUCGGUGGGGUCGAGCUUCUUCGUAGCUGCACGGCAGAGCCGAGGGCUACCGGGAUUGUUUGGAGUGUUGAGAAGGACAUUACUAGGUAUUAUUCGCUGCUUAUGAAGAAUCAAACACUUGCUGUUUAUCUUGGUAAUCUGGUUGAUAAUACUUAUACUGGGGUGUACCAUGUGAAUAUAACCAUUCGUUUUUAUCCUGCUGAAAAGAAGUUCAAUAGUUACGGGUCGAACUCCGAUAGCUCUGUGUCCGAGUAUCAUUCCCCGGCCGAUUUGAUCUUGCCCUUUUCGCGAGACCUGCCGUUGAAUGAUGGGCUGUGGUUUGAGGUUGAGAAUUCCACGGAUAUUGCGUUGAAGAAAUUCAACAUUCCUCGAAAUGCUUAUAGGGCUGUGUUGGAGGUCUAUGUUUCAUUUCAUGAAAAUGAUGAAUUUUGGUAUUCGAAUCCUCCGAACGAGUACAUUGAGGCCAAUAAUCUUACUGGUACGCCCGGAAAUGGACCUUUCAGGGAGGUUGUGGUUAGUCUUGAUGGUGAGGUUGUUGGUGCAAUUUGGCCUUUUACUGUGAUUUAUACCGGAGGGAUCAAUCCUCUCUUGUGGAGACCCAUUACUGGCAUUGGAUCGUUCAAUCUCCCAUCUUAUAAUAUUGAAAUCACGCCAUUUUUAGGGAAGAUAUUGGAUGGAGAGGUCCAUGAGUUCGGAUUUAGUGUAUCAAAUGCCUUGAAUGUUUGGUACAUAGAUGCAAAUUUGCAUCUUUGGUUGGACAGCAAGAGCACAAAAGUAACAGGGGAGCUUUUAAAGCACAAUAGCUUGCCUCUUGUUUUUUCCAUGGAAUCUGAUUUUAAGGGUUUAAAUGGAACGUUUUUUACUAGUGUAAGCAGGUCCAUAUCAUCAAGUGGAUGGGUCAAGUCUUCCCAUGGGACUUUCACAACCAACUGGAUUCAAAACCUAAGUUACAGUAAUUCAAUGGUGAUGGGGAACAAUGGGAAUUUGCAGCUUGUGAAUCAAACCACCCAUUUCAACGACAGUGUCCAUGCAAAGAUGCCAUCCUCUUCUGUUUACUCAUCGGAAUCGCACAAAAAAUUUACCCUUUAUUUAUACUCCAACUACUUGGAUCAAGGAAAUGGAACUUCUUUUUCUCUUGCAAAUAUCACAUUGGGAUUUAAUGAGAAGAAGUCCGAGGCUGUUGGCUCUGAUUUAUCAAAGAGCUCUCUCGAAAAUGUGCAGAAUGGGCAGGGCUAUAUUGCUGUAAAGAACCACUUGGUUUUCAGAGGAUUGGGCAGUACACAACAAGUGUACAAAUAUGAUGGCAACAAUUUCUGUUACUUCAGAAAUGUGAGCAGCUCGAACUAUACCAUUCUGUACGAUAAAGUGGGAAACACGUGCAAAGGAAGAACAAAGUCUCAUUUAAAUUUUGGUUUAAGCAGCCGGCAGCCUUUCCGUGCACGAAGGCCUUUUCUAGCACCCAGUUUUCUUGAUAACAGUAAAGGAACUUAGAUUGUUCGUCUUGGUUGAUUCUGCAAUUUGCUCCAUAAAAUAACUCCUUUUAUAUGAUAUUCCUGGGAAUUCCUGCUACCGGUACCACAAAUGAAAUGGUGCUCAAGGGGAUCCGCACGUAUACUUGUUUCAUAUGAGAUUUACCAUAUAUAGCCAGUAUGCUUUCAGAACUUCUAUGUUCUUGUAAUAGGCGAGUUGUUCAGUUGACACGGUUUUGACAGAGAGAUAAGAAAACCUCUCUCACUCUCGUCCGAAGGUUUCUCAGAAAUGGGCUUCUCUUCCCCAACCAGUAUGGUCUGCUCUUCUCUGGGAUGGAAAUCUUCAAGCUUGUUUGUUCACUUGGGGUUAAACUCUAGCUCUCCCAGUGGAGCUCUCUUUUCUCCCAGAAGAAAAUGCCCAACUAACAAGUUCCGUGUAGCAUGCUCUUCUUCUCCUGGCUGACUAUACAUGCGGGGACAACCAUCACAUCUUACUUAUAUUUCCAGAUCCGCUCUUGGUUAAGGCUGCAAGAGGAGAUCCUGUAAGUCGGCCUCCAGCAUGGAUGAUGCGCCAGGCUGGAAGGUAUAUGGCUGUUUAUAGAAAGCUUGCAGAGAGGUAUCCAUCCUUCAGAGAGAGAAGAAAUAAGGGGUCCUGUUAUCCAGUCACCGAUUCGUUCUGAAGAGGCACUGAAGGCUUUGCAUCCUAUUGACUUGGAGAAACUUCAUUUUGUUGGAGAAUCCCUUAGGAUAUUACGACGGGAGGUUGGUGGACAUGCUGCUGUUUUAGGUUUUGUAGGAGCACCUUGGACAAUAGCUACUUAUAUAGUGGAAGGGGGUACAACACGCGCAUAUACAAACAUAAAAACCAUGUGCCACACUGCCCCACAUGUAUUGAGGUCUCUUCUUUCUCAUCUGACACGGGCAAUAUCAGACUACAUUAUUUUCCAAGUAGAGUCUGGGGCACAUUGCAUACAAAUUUUUGACUCAUGGGGUGGACAACUACCGCCUUAUAUGUGGGAACGCUGGUCAAGGCCUUAUAUUGAAGAGAUUGUAAGUGAAGUAAAGAAUAAAUGUCCUCAAACACCACUUGUUCUUUACAUUAACGGAAAUGGUGGUCUUCUUGAGCGCCUUAAAGGAACUGGCGUUGAUGUAAUUGGGCUUGACUGGACAGUGGAUAUGGAAGAUGGAAGGAAACGAUUGGGUAGGGAGAUCAGUGUACAGGGCAAUGUUGACCCUGCUUGCUUAUUUUCUCCUCUUCCUGCUCUGACUGAAGAAAUUCAAAGGGUUGUGAGUCGUGCAGGUCAAAGGGGACACAUUCUUAAUUUAGGACAUGGUGUUCUUGUGGGGACGCCUGAGGAAGCCGUUGCGCAUUUUUUUGAGGUUGCAAGAAGCUUGAACUUCGAUACUCUUUCUCGAGAUCAGGAAGUGGAGGAUACCAAAUUGGUAGUCUGAGGAUAGUGGUAAUUAAGAACAGGCCAACUAUUUUGUUUUAUCAAUUGGAUUUUUGAUGAUCACAGCUUGUUCUUUCCGAAUGCAUGCAUGCUUUAUCUCAGUUUAGCUUGGUAGAUGAGAGCUUGCUUUAAGAGGUUCUGUACAUUCUUGCGGAGCUAAUUAGUUAAGAGUUUGUUGUUGUAUCUGUUAUGUAUGAUUCUUGGGUUGAUUUAAUAAAUCUCUAUUUCCUUUUU